This is a messenger RNA of Symbiodinium sp. CCMP2456, 543 nucleotides long. The record is from the annotation of a GenBank genome assembly. Lineage: Eukaryota; Dinophyceae; Suessiales; Symbiodiniaceae.
AUGGGCCAUCCCCGGGGUAGGGGCCGAAGGCAGGCCGAGACCCAAAAAGCGCCAGAGCCGCAGCCAAAGGAGCCGAAGGCCAAGGCGGCCAAGAGAAAGCACCGGGAUGCAGGUCGGGCCGAAUCAUCGCAGCGAUCUCGACGAGGCGCGAAGCGCAAAGCUGAUCACCCACAGCCUCACGAUGCGGGUAGCCUGGAUGACAGUGAGGAGAUGUGGGACGAUGUGGACGUGCAAGACGUAGAUGACUCGGAGCACGAGGAUUCUUCGGACCAGGAGGCUGGCUUCCAUGGACGCCGUGAUGCAGGCGGCAACGGAGCAUCCGAGUCCGAUCGGGUGUACCGGCAGCUUCUACGACAAGGAGCUGAGCCGGCAGUCAUCGGCCAGAAACGCAAAGCCACGAGCAAGGAAGACGAAGUUGAGAUGGAGCUGUUUACGCCUGAUGCAGCCAAGAAGGCACGACUCAUUCCUGACGAGGGUCGCCGUCCCAUGAGGAUGGGAAUGGGCGGAAUGGGAGUUCCAUCUUUCGGCUCGUUCUUCUUCUGA